UCCACUCGGGCCUCCGUAGCUACGACAUUUUCAAGGGACCGACGCUAAUGUAUUUUUCGCGUCCGUUUAGCUGAUGGCUUUCGUGGCUAACUUUGUUUUGAUACAUUACGAGAUUGUUAGAUUAGUAUGAGGAUGCAUAUAAUAUUAUAUUUAUAUAUGUUAUAAAUGUUUAUCGACAUCCGAGUGUUAAAAAUGAGAGCGCACGAGCAACCCCGAAGUAAGCCAUGCUAGUUAGCUAGCAUAAUGCGAGUUAGCUUGUUGCAGGCUACAAUUUCCGCUUUGCAUUCGCUCUAUGGUCUGUGUUUCUUCCUUCUCCUGGUUUUCCUUGAGGUGUAUGUGGCUGUUUCUUGGCUCUCUGCCUUCACUGAACCUAUAGCACUAUCGAGCAAGCAAAGACGCGAAGUGAUGACGUUGCCAAGCGUCACAUGCAGCAUCUGACUUUUUUCUUUUUAAACAUAUCUAUAGAUCUAAUGUUCUAGCUGAGGUCUAUGUCUUCUGUCUCAGCAGUAAACCCAUGUUUGUCCGCCCCCUGAGUGCAGUGGGCUCUGCUCCAUCUGUUGCAUCUCUUUGGAAGCACUGCUCCUGGUGCUGGAGAAAUCCAUUUCCACUCAUCACUACCAGAACCAUUUUGACCUCACCCAGACCUUUCUGGUCAUUCAUCUGGAGUGAGCUGCAGAGCAGAGAUCGCCCACGACUCUUCCAUCUCUCACCUGGCCUGAUGAAGCACCCCGAUCUAGAGCCUCCUGUCAAAAGGAGAAAGAGUUCGGAGUGUGAACGUUCAGGUGAAGGUGUUCAGAUCAGCCCAAAACGCUCGGCUUACAGAGAGAGACGAGAGACUGCGUGGCUCCGCAACCUUACAGAUGUUUCUGGGAAACUUUCCUCCGAUGGAGCACAGACGAAAACAGAUCCUGUUCCAGAGUUGCAGAGGCAGUGGGAGGAGCUGUCCGAGAGCCUAAGUGCUGAACCGUUCAAUUUCUCCGUCAUGUCCUACAACAUCCUGUCUCAAGAACUGCUCCUGAGCAACCUUUACCUUUAUAAACACUGUAACCCACACGUACUGGAAUGGCACCAUCGCUUCGAUAACCUCCUCGAGGAGCUGAAGCGUCACGCCGCAGAUAUCAUGUGUCUUCAGGAGGUGCAAGAGGAUCAUUAUCAGAAGCAGAUCAAACCCAGUCUAGAACAUCUAGGAUACCACUGCGAGUAUAAGCGCCGGACUGGUCGCAAGCUUGAUGGCUGCAUGGUAGCUUUUAAAACAUCUCGCUUCGCGUUGUCCUCCGCUCACCCUGUGGAGUUUUUCCGGCAUGGAAUCCCGAUCCUGGACCGGGAUAACGUGGGACUGAUUGUGAUGCUGAAGCCAAUGGGAGCGUCAGGUUCUGAAUGCAACAUCUGCGUGGUCACCACUCACCUGCUGUACAACCCCCGGCGGGGUGACAUCAAGCUAGCACAGCUGGCACUUCUGAUGGCCGAGAUCGGUCGCGUCGCACGGCAGGGGGACGGUACGACCUGCCCCAUACUGCUGUGUGGUGACUUUAACUCGGUGCCCACGAGUCCCCUCUACACCUUCAUUACAGAUAGCAGGCUGGAAUAUGCAGGAAUGCCCAUUGGGAAGGUAUCAGGACAGGAAGAAAGCCCUCGAGGGCACAGAGUCCUCACUUCACCCCUUUUGCCCUCCGGGCUCGGCAUCUCUCGGCUGUGCCAGUACGAGAGCCAAACUAACGUCCCAACAGAAACUGGUGGAAAGGAAUCUGGGAAACAAGCUUCAAACAAAGACUUGAAAAUCCCCAGCCUUGAACACCGCCUGAAGCUGACCUCGGUGUACUCUCACUACCUGAAAGAGAGCGGCCGUCGUGAAAUCACCACCUGCCACUCGCGCACUGCCAUCACCGUCGAUUACAUCUUCUACUCCCCUGCACAGUGGGAUGAGUUGGGCUGGAAAGAAUGCAGUUCUGCUCCACAGCGAGGUCUGCAGCUGUUAUCUAGACUGGCCCUGGUGGGAGAAGCCGAGCUGAGAGAAGCGAACGGCCUGCCCAAUCAGUGCCACUCAUCAGACCAUCUUCCUCUCAUCGCCCGCUUCCGUCUGCACUCCUGACCUUCCUCGGCUGCCUGGUGCAGAUAGAUCAGAUCUCACAAGUCACAUGAUAAAAAGCGAUUGCUUUAUAAAUGGUGAUGUUUAGAUCUCUGGAGUUUUUACAGAACGCCAGCAAAACUUACACACGUCACAUACAUCAGACUUCAACUUAAGUUAUUGGAAAGAUGUUUUUUUGUUUUUGUGUUUUUUUGUCAUGUUUUCAUAUCUGAUUUUAUUGAAGUGUCUGGACUUUUUAAUUUAUUAAGCAUGAAGUCUUAUGUCAGUGUCUAAUCUGUACAGUAGAGCAGUAAUAAUGCUGAAUAUCGUUCCAGAUAUUACAAAUAUUCGACAACGGUAAAUAUUUUAACACAGAGAAUACGAAUCGGAUGACGGGGACCUCACUACAUUUCAAUAAUAAAAGCGUGCCCUGUGUGGUUUUAAUCGAA
Molecule: messenger RNA, 2514 nt
Organism: Silurus meridionalis
Lineage: Eukaryota; Metazoa; Chordata; Actinopteri; Siluriformes; Siluridae
Gene: angel2
Product: angel homolog 2 (Drosophila)
Exons: 8
Coding region: 515-2089 (524 amino acids)
Biological process (GO): 3'-UTR-mediated mRNA stabilization
Molecular function (GO): 3'-5'-RNA exonuclease activity; mRNA 3'-UTR binding
Source: RefSeq, a predicted model, not a curated record